Molecule: messenger RNA, 1569 nt
Organism: Monoraphidium neglectum
Lineage: Eukaryota; Viridiplantae; Chlorophyta; Chlorophyceae; Sphaeropleales; Selenastraceae
Exons: 1
Coding region: 1-1569 (522 amino acids)
Source: RefSeq, a predicted model, not a curated record
AUGCAGGUGGCGGAGCUGUGCCGGACGUGGAAGCAUGAUGCCGUUCCGACCGGCGAUGCCGCCGUCCUUGUCAAGCUAGUGGAGUGGCCGCACCCCGUGAAGCAGCAUCCCUCCCGGCCGCGCGUCGGCGACGUGCCUGAAUACGCGGUGCCAGUGGCGCGAUUCCCGCGCAAUCACUGCGACACCAUCUCCAAGGGACACGGCGGCGGGUUGGACAAGCCCGUGCUCCACAUCAUCGACACGCACAGGCUGACCAUGCCCGGGGCAUUCGACAGGGUGAUGGUGGUGAUCCGGUUGCUGCAGGCCAUCGCAGCCCGCGGCGGGCCUGGAUUUUUGCUGCAAAUCAUCACAGGCCGCGGCAACCACAACCUGGACAAAAAGUGCCGCAUGCGGGACAUGGUGCAGGACAUCCUUACCCACACGGUCAAGCUGCCCUUUGGGUUUGAGGUGGGCAAUGAUGGCGCAGUGGUCGUGGAGAUUCUGCCGCAGCAGCAGCCGCAGCAGCAGCAGCAGCAGCAGCAGCAGCAGCAGCAGCAGUGGCACCACCACCACCACCACCACCAGCAGCAGCAGCAGCAGCAGCAGCAACAGCAGCAGCAGCAGCAGCAGCAGCAGCGGGUGGAGGGGUUGCAGCGGCCACAGGUUUUGCAGUGGCCACAGCAGCUGCACAUGCCCUGCCAAAACCAAGCCUGGCUUCAGGUUCUUUGGCCGCAGCACCCCGGGCUGCAGCAACCUGGGCCGCAGCAGCCCUACCCGCAGCUGCUCUGGUCGCCGCAGCAGGCUCAGAUGCAGCAGCUGUGGAUGCUACAGUCUAGACCACACCACCACUACCAGCAGCAGCAGCAGCAGCAGCAGCAGCAGCAGCAGCAGCAGCAGCAGCAGCAGCAGCAGCAGCAGCAGCAGCAGCAGCAGCCUGGACAGCCCGGUGCCACGGGCCUUGCGGGCAAUCGGGGCAAGGCGGGUGGUGGUGGUGGCCAGGCGCACACGAGCCAGUGGAGGCUGUACUCAGAGACCUCGGGCGCGGCAAAUGUGCUGGCCGCUGACGCCUUGAUGGGCAAGGGACCGAUGGCCAACGCCGGUGUCAGCGCCAACCAGCUGCAGCUCAUCAGCACUGCAGGUACCAAGCGUGCUGACCCCGGCUGUGUGAAGCAGCACCACUUUACCACCAAGGCAGCCCUGGUGGCGGCGUUGCAGGCAGGCCAGCUGGGACCCCUUUGCAUUGAGUUUGUUGCGGGGAAAACAGUUGGCGGAGUCAACCAGGAUGUGGUAAGCUACGGUGGGGACGCCGCCAAGAUGCUCAAGGUCAAGGAGUCCAACUUUGGCCACAGGGGUGUCACCAUCUUUACCUACCAGCUGCCGCGUCCAGGCGGCCACGGAACCAUUGUGGCUGCAGGCGCAAACACCAUUGACGCGUGCCUGCACUGCUGCUGGCACGUGCUCGAGAGCGUGGUGGGCCUGGCAGAGCUGAGAACUGCGGGCUGCCGCGGCCACGAUCCAGCCAACCGCCGCAGCUUGGUGAGCCUGGCGGCGUCGGCGCUGGGCAAGCGGCGGCACAGCUCGAGCGGCUGA